Drosophila melanogaster (fruit fly) is the source of this 1936-nucleotide messenger RNA. RefSeq lists its product as uncharacterized. NCBI's taxonomy places the organism in Eukaryota, Metazoa, Arthropoda, Insecta, Diptera, Drosophilidae. The record is from RefSeq and is marked reviewed. Bases 100 to 1590 code for a protein of 496 amino acids. The transcript has 6 exons.
ACGCACAUUGCGGUAUCAGCUGUUUCCCAUAGCUUUGUUGAGUCGAUAAAGAUCAGAGUUUUAACCAUUUAAUGCAUUAUUCAGAAGCGAUUGCCCCGAAUGAGCGAAACCAAUAAAAACAAGGAUCCCACGGGGACCAGUCUGAAGAAGCAACCUUGGCACAAGCGCGGAUCGGCCUCUGCAAUGGCCUCAAAUAUCUUGUUGCAGCUGGCGGCCGAGGAUCCCCAAAGGGACGCUUAUCCUAAGGACACGGUGAUCGCAGCACAAGAAACAGGGGCCUCCAGCUCAAACACCAAAAUGCCCAAACAAGCCGUUAAGCACAAGGGCUUCAAGAAGAUCCGAGGCCCUAAGCCAAAGAACGGCCAGAAAAGACUGAAGCGCAAUGCGACUCAGAAGAAGGCACUUAAUCGAGAAAUGGUAUCCAAGUUCCUAAACUCCAUUAAAAAAAAGUAUGCACUGCAGAAAAAUCAUCACAUUAAGCGCAGGUUGGACUUCCGCAGAAGGGAAUCGCCAGAAAAGAAAAACGCCCUGCCCAAGCCGAAGUUCUACAACCCGAAUAAGAAUGACAACAAAAAAGAAGAAGGAGAAAUCGUCACAGAGUUGGACAGCAGCGAUGAUGACGACUGCGUUUUGCUGGAUACUCCAAACGAAUCCAUUAGCAUUCUAGAUGACGAGGAUGACGAGCCCAGCACCAGUGACCAGCUACUAAAACAGAUAGUUAUGGAUUGCAAUGGCGAGGCCGCUUUGCGUAUAACGCCCAAAACGGAAAACGCAGUUUUGUACUCCACUAUCGGAAAACAGAAUUCUUCAGAUUCCAUCAUCAACUUGGACGAUACCUUCGAAGCAGUCCCAAGUCUAGUUGUUGACAGCAACGACUCUGUUAUAUAUAUUGAAGACACUACCGGAGAAGAUUUCAUCCCGAUACCAUCGUACUCGCCGCCGUUUCGGGAAGGAGAGAAGCAGAGAAGGGCUAGGCCUGCGAAAACGCCCAAUAAGAAGACUGCUCGAAUGAAUGACAGCUUCUUCACCACUGAAGAAAAGAAGAAGCUCGGAGACUAUAACACCAACACAUUUAAUCCCACGGAGGAAGCAGGAGAGGCGAGUAAUAAGCCGAAAACGAAUAAGAGGUUUGUUAUCAUCGAUGGUAGCAAUGUCGCCUUUGCUCAUGGCAACUCAAACGUGUUUUCAUCAGAGGGAAUAAAGUAUUGCUUGCAGUAUUUUGAGAAAAUGGGUCACGAAGUUAAGGCUGUGGUUCCAAUGUUCCGGAAAAACAACUUCAAGUCUUCGAAUCCCGAGCUUCUCGAUAAGCUGCACAAGGAAGGGAAGAUUGUGUUUACGCCGUGCAAAAACAUUCCCGGUCAAAUUACGUCUAGCUACGAUGAUCGUUUCAUUUUGCAGCUGGCAUACGAAAAGAAUGCCGCCGUGGUUUCCAACGACAACUACAGAGACCUGAUUAAUGAAAAUCCUGCAUUUAAAUUGAUCGUUGAGAAUCGAGUUCUUGGUUACUCCUGGUGCGACAACAUAUUCAUUUUACCCAAGGAUCCUUACGGCCGCUGGGGACCUACCCUCGACGAAAUUUUGAGGUGCUAAUGCACCUAGCCAUAUAUUUGUUUUCAAAUUAUUCUUUAGUUUCGUGUUAUAUCUUAAGUUAGUAGUUUUCAUUUAGUUUGGUUGCGAAUUAUUCAACUUUCUUUUCCUUUACAAUUAGCGUUAAGUUGGUCAAUACUGAAGAGUUAAUACGCAGCGUUUACUCAUUUUAUUAGCAUAUAGCAUAUAGUUUUCGACCAGAAGGGUUUUCAUAUGCCUACUAUUUUAAAAAUCUUGCAAAAUUACGAAGUUCAUUAUUUACAUAUAAUUUUCGACCAGAAAAAUUUUUUAAUAUGCACUAUACGUUUAUUUAUUUAUUUACUCCAAUGGGGUUUAUAAGUUAUGCAAA